Molecule: messenger RNA, 810 nt
Organism: Emys orbicularis (European pond turtle)
Lineage: Eukaryota; Metazoa; Chordata; Testudines; Emydidae
Product: transmembrane O-methyltransferase homolog
Exons: 4
Coding region: 31-810 (259 amino acids)
Biological process (GO): catecholamine catabolic process; dopamine metabolic process; developmental process
Molecular function (GO): catechol O-methyltransferase activity
Source: RefSeq, a predicted model, not a curated record
UGGUUACAGCUGAGGUCCCAAAGAGGCAGUAUGGUCUCCCCAGCCAUUGCUCUGGCCUUCAUCCCCUUCCUGGUCACCUUGAUCAUCCGCUACCGGCACUACUUCCUGCUCUUCUACCGGGCGGUGCUGGUGCGCCGGCUGCAGGACUGCCUGACGGGCAUCUCCCGGGAGGAGCGGGCCUUCCAGUACGUCCUCACGCAUGCCAUCCCUGGCGACCCCCACCACAUCCUCGAGACCUUCGACCAGUGGUGCUACCACUGCGAGUACCUCAGCAACGUGGGGCCUCACAAAGGUAAGAUCCUGGACCGUCUGAUCUAUGAGAACACGCCGCUCACCGUGCUAGAGCUGGGCACGUACUGUGGUUACGCCACCAUCCUCAUGGCCCAGUGUCUGCCCAUGGGUGCCCGGCUCUACACCGUGGAGAUGGACCCACGCAAUGCCGCAGUGGCCGAGAAGGUCAUCCGCCUGGCCGGCUUCGACGAGGACACUGUGGAGCUGAUUGUGGGCGCCUCGGAGGAGGUGAUCCCGCAGCUGAAGGAGAAGCACGGCCUGCUCAAGGCCGACUUUGUCUUCAUGGACCACUGGAAGCGCUGCUACCUGCGGGACCUGCAGCUGCUGGAGGCCCACGGCCUGCUGCUCGAGGGAGCCACCAUUGUGGCCGACAACGUGGUCUUCCCCGGCGCGCCCCACUUCCUGCAGUACGUCAAGACCUGUGGCAAGUACCAGUGCAAGAUGCACAGGACCAGCUUGGAGUACUUCCGGGCCAUCCCCGAUGGCAUGGCCGAACUCACCUACACCGGCCUGGACUGA